Messenger RNA from Doryrhamphus excisus (bluestripe pipefish), 1066 nucleotides. The record is from RefSeq and is a predicted model, not a curated record. NCBI's taxonomy places the organism in Eukaryota, Metazoa, Chordata, Actinopteri, Syngnathiformes, Syngnathidae.
UGCAUUGGAAGAGGCUGUGCUGAUUGAAAAUGGCCUCACCUGCUGACAACGUGAGGAGACCUGCUGGGGCGCCAUGUUCUUGCUGCUCUUUGCGUUAACGCUGCCAGUCGGCGCUGUCCUCCUAAAUCAGGACCAGUAUGCUAGCAUUAGUCCCACCACAGGCGACGUCACCACAGACACUUUGGUGUCCCAACCAGAAGGCAUGUCCUUGAAUGCAACACAAAACAAUAUGACGCUCACCCAAGACCCGCUGGAAGAGCAGGACAGUGCAGAGACAUUAGAAGGCCUUGAAAGCGACACAUGGGUGGAGGAGGGGGACAUAUUGAUGCAGCCCCUCGAGGACAGAAACGCUGUGGACGUGGUGUGGAGGGACGCCACGAUGCCUUACACCAUCAGCCACGGGCUGAGACAGCAAGAGCAGAACAUCCUCAGGGCCCUGAAGAUGAUCUCUGACGUCACCUGCAUUCGCUUCAAGAAGCGCAGCAAGGAGAUGAACUACGUCAAGUUCAAGAAGGGCAGAGGGUGUGCCUCCUUUGUCGGGUGUCGAGGAGGAGCGCAGCCGCUGUAUUACUCCAAGACGUGCAGCGUGGGGAAUCUGUGCCACGAGGUCAUGCACACGCUGGGUCUGCACCACGAGCACACCCGCAAGGACCGCAACAAGUACAUCACCGUGCAGUGGGAGAACAUCAAGCGGGGAAAGAAAAAACACUUCAAGAUCAAGCGUGGGAACAUGUUUAACCUUCCCUACGACCUUGAGUCCAUCAUGCACUACGGGAAGUAUUUCUUCAGUACAAAUGGACGCCCGACGCUGUUGCCCAAGAAACGCAGAGUCAACAUGGGUCAGAGGUCUCACCUCAGCAAGCUGGACGUUCAGAAGCUCAACAAACUCUACCACUGCGAGGAGAGGAGGAGAGACCGGGCAAGAGGCCGUGCAUUUUGAAGAAGGCUUGAUGCUCUCGGAUCCUUUUGUCCCUCGGCGUCGUCAUGUCAACGUGACUCAAGUGGCAGAAUAAAGCAAACGUUGCAAAUCGGCCAGCUUCUUUACCUCGGGGUGUUUUUUUUUUUU